This is a messenger RNA of Elgaria multicarinata webbii, 840 nucleotides long. It is a transcript of the gene PERP, whose product is annotated as p53 apoptosis effector related to PMP22. Gene Ontology annotation, biological process: cell-cell adhesion. The transcript has 3 exons. Lineage: Eukaryota; Metazoa; Chordata; Lepidosauria; Squamata; Anguidae. The record is from RefSeq and is a predicted model, not a curated record. Gene Ontology annotation, cellular component: cell-cell junction; membrane. Bases 212 to 790 code for a protein of 192 amino acids.
ACUGCAGUGUUCUCAGUGACUGGAAUCUAGGUGGGGCGCUCUCCUCCCUCAGAGCUUUUCUGCUGAUUAAAAACAGGGAGUUUACACACUCGCCUCUCACACGCGCAAGCACAGCCUAAGGAAAUCUCCUAGAAGAAAACCCGUCUCUCUCUCUCUCUCUCUUUUUCUCGGGCUUGUUCAGCCAUCUUCUCCUGAAGGUUGUCUGCACAGAAUGGUCAGGUGUGGCUUGGCCUGUUGGAGGUGCCGAUGGCUCCUUCCCCUUCUCCUGGGCUUAGCCAUCAUCCUGGGCAUAAUUGCACUGGCUGGCAGGGGAUGGUUAGAGUCGGCUGAAGCACCCUAUGUGCGCAAGACGUCGCUGUGGUCGGACUGCAUGAAACAAAAUGAGGAGGACUACAACUGGGCGUGCAAUUCCCUCAUGGACUAUAGCUGGGGUAAAGCUGCUGCUGCUACAUACCUUGUUGGCUUUGUCAUCCUCUGUAUCUGUUUUUGCCUAGCAGUCAUAGCAUUUUCCAUUGAUAUACUACGGUUUAACUUUGUCCGAGGAAUUGGAGGCUUGCUCUUCGUUGUUGCUGCUUUCCAGAUUAUAGGCUUGGUCAUCUAUCCAGUGAUGUUUGUUGAAGAGAUUCCAUUGACAGGAAGUAACAUGUUCAGUUGGGCCUAUGGCUUUGGUUGGGCAAGCACUGUUAUUGCAAUAGGCUGUGCGUUCUUUUUCUGCUGUCUUCCCAACUGGGAAGAUGAAGUUCUGGGUAACAUAAAACCCUACAUGUACAGUGGUGCCAUGGAUGUUUGAUGCAGAGUUGGUAUAAAAGAUUGUUUUGAGUAAAUAAAGCAAUAUUAUUU